Molecule: messenger RNA, 8504 nt
Organism: Bufo gargarizans (Asiatic toad)
Lineage: Eukaryota; Metazoa; Chordata; Amphibia; Anura; Bufonidae
Product: interferon-induced very large GTPase 1-like
Exons: 3
Coding region: 251-6973 (2240 amino acids)
Molecular function (GO): GTP binding
Source: RefSeq, a predicted model, not a curated record
UAACAUCUGCAGUUCUGCAAAAAUGCCAAAAAGGCAAGUAUUUUAGACAAGUACUAUAUAAUUUGCAAUAAUAUAAUAUCAUAGUAAAUGGGCUGAAGAAUGGAUAUGCGCAAAGAACUUCUAAUUUUCAUAUAAUGCUGAUUGUAACGACUUAAAAAAUAAUCCUGCUGGAAACCAAAUCUUUCUCUGCUGCAUUGGCGUCAUCUACUUGCCGCCCUGGUAUUACAGACUUUACUUACACUCUGCGGAAAUGUCAGGACAUCACGAUGGGAGUUCUUCUGAUGUUGAGCUUGUCAAUAGACUUAGAGAAACUGGCUUGGAUCCCGAAUAUUGGCUCAGUGUGCUUGAAGAAAACCUGGGCAUUAACAAUAUACAAUCAAUAAAAUACAUUCAGCCUGAAGACUGCUCGCUACUAGAGGAGAAGACCCGUUACCAAUGGGAAAAAAGAGCUUUACGUCAACUAUGCAAUGUGCCAGAUAGCAGUACAAAUGUUAAGGAAAUGCAAGAGAAGCGAUGUCAGGUAAUGAAAGAAAAGAACGAACAAGCAUUACAAGUAAUAACUGAGCUAAAAACAUUAAGAUCUGAAGGAAAAGAUCGACAUGAUGAAAUGGUCAAGCAGAGGGAAGAAGAAAUUCGUAAAGCCCUAGAAAUACCUUCUGAUUGUUCAGCACCACCUGAGAAGUCAAUAGUGGAUCUUAUAGAUUACUAUGAAAAACAGAUUAAGUUCAUGGAUGAAUCAUUUAAAAAAUCUGACAAUAUAAAAGAUGAAGACCUCCUUAGAUAUGCUUCUGGGGGUUUGGCACUUGAAGGAAUUUUCCAAACAAAAAACAUUAAUGAUGUGUUUCAGAAACGUGAACCACUGCUAUGUAUUCCAGAGGGUUUCCAACUUCUUGGACCAGAGCAAAGUCCAGUUUUUCAACAAAAGGAAUUUACAUCCCAAAUAGAGGAGUCCAGUUUUAAGAAAACUGUUGAAAAAGUUGGUUUAAGUUUAAGUAGCUCAGUUAAUUUUAGUUUCAUGGGCUUCGGUCUAAAAAUCGGUACAGAUUAUAGCAAAGAUUCAGAAUCUGAUAAAACCAGUAAACAGUCUAGUCAACAACAAUAUGUCUGUACAACAAGAUACAAUUACAUCCCACUAGCAUCCUGCUACUUCACUAAGGACCAGAUGAAACUCUCGCAGAGUGCACUAAAUGCAUUAAAAGAGAUUGAACAACUAAUUGCCAUAGAUUCAGGUAAACAAGGCAUAAGAAUGAAAUGUACAGAUUUUUUCCAGAGGUUUGGCUCUCAUGCUAACCUAGGCCCUGUACACUUUGGGGGAAUAUACUGGUGGAAAGCUUCCAUGGAAAGCAUUACAUCUAAUCAGAUGCAAGAAGCUAAAAGAAUGACAUCAGAGGCACUAAACUUCUAUGUUGGUGCUAGUUAUGCUGGAAGUGGAGGAGAUUUUGACUUAACAAAAACAAAUACAUAUGGUUCCAUUGAUCAAUCAACAAUCUCCAAAUUUCAGAAAGAUAUUCAGUUCUUCUCCACCAAAACAGGGGGUCCUUCAGAAGUUGAUUCUCUCUUUCAUUGGAGAUCAGGUCUUAUAACAAGUAACAAGACAUGGAGUGUCAUAGAUCGUGGAUUUCAGAAAUCAAAAGAAAAUCUUUCUCAGAUAACACUUUCUCUGUCAUCAUCUACAGAAGAACAAUUCCAAGCUAAGAUAAAAGCUACCCAGCAUAUCGGUUGCUCACUUUAUUCGUUUUUAAAAACUAUGAGGAAGACAAAACAAAAAGAUUCUGAAUUACUGGUGCUCCUCAUUGCAAAUAACUCUGGAUACUGUGUAAAAAAUCUCUACUUUCGUAACAUUCUAGGACGGAAUGAUAUAGAUAUCUUGCAAAACAACAUAGAAGAAGUCCAUAAAGAAUAUGCAAACCUGAAAGGUCAAUGUGCUGAACGGGCACAAGCUUUUCUCCUGUACACAGGGUUAAAAUUUUCUGGUGUUUACAAAGAAAUGACUGCUCAACAGAAAGCAGACCGAUUGAAUUUCAUGAAAAGUCAUCUAGAAGGUCAUAUCUUAUCUAAUGUUAAAAAAAUCGUUCAUCAGCAUUCUGAAUUUUAUGAUUGGAGCAAAAUGGAAGAUAAUCUAAGAGAAUUUGCCUAUGGAAUUGUAUUAAGAAAGGAGUUUAGCUCAGAUGAAAUUGCCAAAGAGCUGGAAAAUAUCUGUCAGGAUGAAAUUAGACUUAUUAACACUGAUGAACAAAUUGACAGCAGCAACAUGGACAAAGACUUUUUGCAAUUGUUAAAGAGGCUUGACCUUGUAAAAUAUUAUCCACAAAAAAUGAAAACGGCUGAUUUUCAUAAGAUAUGUAGAUCUUCUAUGUCUGAAACCCUGACUUUAGGAGAACAUCAACUUUCCUUCCAUUAUCUACAAAAGUUGCUCAUGUUGGACUAUCGUGCUAGAUAUACACAGUACAAACGUGCUAAUGAUCUCACUCAAAAGAAUAUAGUGACCAUAAAUGAUAAAGUUGAUAAAAAUGACAUAUCGGAAGAUUUCUUAGAUGAUUUCCUUGAUGACAGCAAUGAGGAAUUUGAAAACCAAAGUGCAAACCAAGAGCAACCUAUUCACCCUAUGGAUGUGCAGAUGGCAAUUUUUCAUUGUGCUAAUGACUUUAUGAGGCAGUAUAUUUACACAAAACUUUCACUUUGUCAGUUUGCUGUACCAAUGUUGGUAAGAAAUCCCAGCACAAAGCUCAUUGAGUUUCCUCUGUGGUCUUUUCAAGAAGUUAAAAAGAAAUGGAAAGCAAAAAGUGGCGCGAACAGGGAUGAUACAUCCAGCAACAAAUGUGUUACUGAAGCUGAAACUCCUAUUGUAUCUUUCAUUCGCUUUGGUCCAUCAGCUUCUUCUAAGUCACAAAUAAUCAACUGGCUGAUCAGUAAACAAAGACAUGACAUCUUCUAUCACCGCCAUUGCAAGGGAAGUACGAAGAACUCUUUGCUAAUGAAUGGCAUUACAGAAAUUGCUUGGUAUUGCCCAGGUGGGAAGGAUGAUGAUGCAUUUGAUGACUGCAUUGCUUUUACCAAUCUACAUGGUGAUGCUAGAGAACAUGACAAACAAGUAAAAUUUUUAGAGCAGAUUUCCUCAGUCAUUGUAGUUUUGUUCAAUGAUAGAGAUGCAAGGGAAGGACAUGGUAAAAUUGUUCUGCAGCGAUUAGUGAGAUCUCCCACACCAUUAAUCUGUCUUAUUGCAGACAAGGAAUGUCCUCCACCAAAACCUGGUACUAAAGUAAAAAUAGGGUUAAGAGACAGAAAUGAAGCAGAUAUGGUAGACAUAGUAGCUACUACAAUACAAUCAGUAUUGACCAGUUCAAAUCAAAGACCCUCUCUUAACAAAUGUGCAAGCAUUGCCAGAAGUCAUGGAUUUAUAGUGGAUGUGGACAAAGAGCAGUGCAAGCAAGGAAGAGACCAUGCAGAGGUUCUACUGUCCCUACUAAAAGAAAAAAAACUCUCAGCUAUAAAGGAGUCAUUUCUGCCAUUGCAAGGUGAUCUGUGGCAUAUGUGGUGCACAAAAGAUAAGGAACUCACUAGGCUCAAGAGAAAAAAUAAUUUGAGCAUUGAGCAACAGCGAAGUGACAUUGAGUCUCAAAAACAAGCGCUAAGAAACAGUCAAAUACAAAAAGCUUUUCCUUUAAAUGACUUUAUGAGAUCUCUCCUAAAUAUUCUACACUCAAAUGCUCAGGGCUCAAAAUUAUAUUUUCUGCAGUGGUUUAAAAUGUUUUUGGAUGAUUUGUCUUCAGAAACAUUAUCAACUCUCUAUCAUGAAUAUCAUAAUGUUUGGUCAGAUUUAAAAGUGGAAAAGCAAAAGGGCAAGAAUAAGCGUGUAAUACAAAAAAUUGAAAACAACCUGGAACAACUAUCAACCAAGAUCAACAUCUCAACAUUUGGGCUUGAACAUAUUCUCAGAGAACUGGCACAAAUUUAUGAAGCAUUAGAAACAUUCCCUGAAAAAGAUAAAAGCUUUUUCACUUUGCCUAAAAUUGCAGCACAUCUUAUGGUUUCAGGGUAUCCAUUAGAGCUUAUGGAUGGCGACGCUGCACAUGUACCAUUGAAGUGGAUAGGAGCUGUUCUGGAUGAAUUGAUAGGACUGUUAGGAGAUAAAAAGCUGUAUGUCCUUUCUGUACUAGGUAUUCAGAGUACAGGUAAAUCCACUUUACUCAAUGCUAUGUUUGGCCUCCAGUUUGCAGUGAGUGCUGGCAGAUGUACUCGAGGAGCGUUUAUGCAACUUAUUAAGGUUGAUGAAGAACUUAAACAAGAACUAAAAUUUGAAUACGUGCUUGUUGUAGACACCGAAGGAUUAAGAGCUGUAGAACUAUCAAAGAAGAAUUCGGUGAACCAUGAUAAUGAAUUGGCUACAUUUGUAAUUGGCCUGGGUAACAUCACUGUAAUUAAUAUUUUUGGUGAAAAUCCUUCCGAAAUGCAAGACAUUCUACAGAUUGCUGUCCAAGCAUUUCUCAGAAUGAAACAAGUGAACUUAAGACCAAGCUGUUUAUUUGUUCAUCAAAAUGUUGGUGAGAUCACAGCCAAAGAAAAAAACAUGGAGGGAAGAAGAAGAUUGCAAGAGAAACUGGAUGAAAUGACAUUGUGUGCAGCGCAGCAGGAGCAGUGUGAUGUCACUUGUUUCAAUGAUGUCAUUCAGUUUGAUGUCAACACUCAUAUUCACUAUUUUGCCCAUUUGUGGGAAGGUGACCCACCUAUGGCCCCUCCAAAUCCAAGUUACAGUGAAAAUGUCCAAGAGUUAAAGAAGAUCAUACUCCAGUCAGGGAAACAAGAAGAACAUGCAAAUAUUUUGAGCAUUUCAAUGUUUAAAGCACGUGUUAAUGAUCUAUGGAAUGCGCUGCUUAACGAAAACUUUGUUUUUAGUUUUAAGAAUUCUCUUGAAAUUGCUGCUUAUAACAAACUGGAAACUAAAUACAGUCAAUUGGCAUGGUCUUUAAGAGAGCACAUGCUGACGCUUCAAAGCAAAAUCAACAACCAAAUUCACAACGAUGUGAUAAAAUCUGUAAAUGUGGGUUCUCUAACCAAGGAAUUUGAACCGAAAUACAAAACUAUUCAGGAAGAUCUGAAUAAAUUUUUUACAGAAGAAAAAGAUAGUGAGAUGUUAGUGCAAUGGAGAGCAAAUACAGAAAAUAGACUCUCUACUCUUAAAAGUGAUAUCAUAGAAGAGAUGAAGAAAAAAACUGAUGAACUAUUGACAGCAAAAAAUAAUAGUGCAAAAAUGAACAUUUUUAAGGAAAAAUAUGAAGAUGAAAUGUUUAAGAAAAGCAAAAACCUGGCCUUGACUUUGAAAGGAAGAAACCUUAAUGAUGAGGAAUUGCAGGAAAAAUUUUAUGACAUGUGGAAUGCCUUGAUUACUGAAGUAACUAACACAAUAAACAUGCCUGAGCGUCCUGAGAUCCACCUAGACUUAGAAAAUGUUUUCCUAGAACGCUUCAAAACAGAAACCAAUCUUGUUGAUACAAUUCGUGAUUCUUAUAAUUGGAAGGAUUUUCUUGCAGUGUUCUCCAAGUAUAUUGAGGGUAAACGAGGAUUUUUUUCAAAGGUGUUUUCCUCUGGAACACUCAGCCAUGAUGAUCAAGACAAGAUAAAACAUACAACAUAUAUUCUAAAGAAGCGAGUUGAUGAAUAUAUUGUAAAAAAAGAGCAAGAGAUAAUGGAUUAUCAGUGUAUCUAUUUUCAUGAAAUUUUGAAUACGAUUAACAAGGAAAUAUACACCAUGCUGGAUAAAAAGUUUAAAUUUUUGACAGAAUAUAAGCUGUAUGUGUCACUGUUCUUGUGCCAAAUUGCCGCCAGAAGAUUUGUCCGCAUUUCAGAUGCUUUUAGAGAAGCUAACAAUCCUCGUGUUUACUUGGAAGGUAAAAAGGAUCAAUUCUGGCAGAGUUUUAAAAUCUCCUGCAAAGAAUCAAAGGAAACUGCUUCACUAGCCGAAUUAUUGUGCAAUACAUUAAAAGGGUCCAUCCAACAAGAAGUGACAGAAAAGGCUGCACUUGAGUUAGCUGGGGACAUGAAAAGCAAUGAUCCUUCUUUAAAUGGGAACCGAUCAAAACUAGACUACUGUUUACUUAAGUCACUGGCAGAAAAGGAACGUUUCCAGGAUUACAUUAACUACAUCAAAGAUCCUAAAUCAGCAGUUCAGGCCUUUAUCAAAGAACGUGUUCACGUGAACUGUAGUAACAAGACAAAGAUUUCUGACAUUUUCAACAUUAAAGUGGAUCUUUUUCGACAACUCGUCUCAAAAGCUAUCGAUAAGUCAACUGCGGAGGUUACAGACAAGCGUGGAAAUGUUAAAUCCUGGCUGGAAAGUUUCUGCCAAGGGCUUCAAAAUGAAAUGAAGCUGUCCUCAAAUGACUUGAAAAGUAUUCAAUACCAGAACAUAACUGAUAUAGGUUUCCUUAGGGAGGCAAUGACAAAGGCUUUACAAAUAGUAGUGAAAAACCUCAAAGAUGAGUUAUCUGCAUGUGAUCUACAAACCCUUAAACAAAAGACCUUCACCAUUUUAUUUGACCAGUUUCCCGGAUGCUGGAAAAAGUGUCCAUUUUGUCACGCUAUUUGCACACAUACUACAAGUACACAUGAUGGAUGUCACAGUAUGAAGUACCAUCGUCCAAGUGGUUUAAGAGGUGAGAAGUGGCAUCGUACCAACCAUUUUGCCACGGAUAUCUGCACUACUGUAGUAUCAAGUAAUAUAUGGUACAUAGAAGAUGACAAUGAAAGUAUACGUUUUCCCUACAAAAACUAUAAAACUGCAGGACCCCCUUACAGUGAGUGGUCUAUUACUCCAGACAACUCUGCCUUAUCCUACUGGAAAUGGGUGACCUGCCGUUUUAAAUCUGAUUUUGAGAACUAUUAUAAUUUACAAUUUCAAGGCAGAGGUGAGAUUCCUUCACAGUGGAGAAAUAUAACCAAGCAGGAUGCCAUUAGAGAGAUAGAAAACAUGAUGUAGUAAACUAAAAAAAUAAAUCAAGUUGUCUUCUUAAGAUGACUUUUUGCCGUGAAACCGCCACGGCAAUAUAAUUAUAAUAUGAUAUUGUAAUUACUAGUAUUUUUUUAUGUAAAAUGAUGUGUAACAGGUAAUAUGGGUUAAGCAUAUUGGCAAUGAUACCAAAAAUGGAUGAAAUGUAUAAACAGCUCAAAUCUUAGGUUACUUUCACUCUAGCGUUUCUAUUUUCCGGUAUUGAGAUCCGUCAAGGGUUUCAAUACCGGAAAAAAACGCUUCAGUUUUGUCUCCAUUCAUUGUCAAUAGGAACAAAACGUAACUGAACAGGACGUUUCCAUCAUGGGAUGCGGAGCAAAACCUUUUAACUCUGACACUAUCUGAUACAUAGGAAAACUGAUCUGUCCCCCAUUGACUUUCAAUGGAGUUCAUGACGGAUUCGUCUUGGCUAUGUUAAAGAUAAUACAACCGGAUCCAUUCAUAACGGAUGCAGAUGGUUGUAUCAUCGAUAACAGAAGCGUUUUUGCUGAGCCCUGCCGAAUCCAGCAAAAACGCUAGUGUGAAAGUAGCCUAAAAUGGGGUAUUAAUAUGGAUGAGUGAUCAUAAAGUGGUUGCCCAUUUUAGACAAGGCCAUUUUGCUAGGAGAGGUCGAGGAACCAUAAGCUGAUCACAGGAUAUCCCACUGCUGGAACCCUCUGAUAUCAGCUACAAUCUGCAGAAGAAUCCAGAAACAAAGCAGGCCAAUUAUGUAUUGCACAAUACCUACUAAAAUCAAUGGGCUGUCCAGCUGGUCUCCAGGCUUCUAAACAGGUGACACUCACCUAUUAACUCGAUGAUUAUAUUUGAAAGAACAUUUAAUAAUUUAAAUGAAGUGAUGUGAUAAUCAGUGUGGAGACCACUAUCAAACUAUCAGCUGAUCCAAUGUUUGUUAUUCUACAACUUUCUUAAAAACUUGGUAAAAAAAAUAUUAGAAUUUAAUGCUGAGUAUAAAAUAAAACAUCUAAUUAGCCUUCAGGUAUUUUCAUUUAAAGUGGUUUCUGGGGUUCAGAAUUUCGAUGUUCUGUCCUCAGGAUGGCACCCUCUGCCUAUUAGCUGUUUAAAGGGGCCAUGGUGAGCGCUGUGGCCUCUUCAUUGUUUAGAUUCAGCAAUGCACUGCCAAAACUAAUUAAUUUAGACAUUUUCAGGAGAAUGCAACAUAGCUGAAGUAUAGUGCACCACCGCUGGUAGUAGACAGCAUGCAGGUGGAGUCCGCAGUGUCCAUAUCAGUGUCAAUACAUUAUUCGGACCCCAACUGAUCUCAUUCUGAUAAUAGGCCAUCAGUAUCCUGAUCCUAGACAACCCCUUUAAAUCUAUACUUGAUAUGUAAAUAAAACUGUGUUUGCUGUGUUUCCUUAUGAUACAAUGCUGAGUAAACUUGUUAGGGCUCUUUCACACCUGCGUUCUUUUCUUCUGGCAUAGAGUUCCGUCGUCGGGGCUCUAUGCCGGAAGAAUCCUGAUCAGGAUUAUCCCAAUGCAUUCUGAAUGGCGAGAAAUCCGUUCA